AUGGAUGAAGAAAGCCAACUGAACCAGCCCCAAGACCAGAGCUGCUGGGCCACCCUGCCCGACGUGUGCCUGCAUCGUGUUUUCUGGUGGCUGGGAGACAGGGACAGGUCCAGGGCGGCCCUUGUCUGCAGGAAAUGGAACCAGAUGAUGUAUUCGGCUGACCUCUGGCGAUACAGGACCAUCACGUUCAGUGGGAGACCUUCCAGGGUACACGCCUCUGAAUUCGAGUCAGCUCUUUGGUAUGUUAAGAAAUUUGGUCGUUAUCUGGAGCACCUGGAGAUCAAAUUCCUGAAUCCUUACAACGCUGUCUUGACCAAGAAGUUCCAGGUCACCAUGCGAGGCCUGCUUUCGAGUCUGGGCAAGAGUAACAACCGUCUGAAGUCUCUCUCCAUCCAGCACCUGGAGCUGGAACGCCUGGUCUGGAGGAACAGCAUCCGGAGCUCGUUCAUCAAAAGCUUGAGCUUCUUCUUAAAGAAGAUGGGCAAACACCUGGAUUACCUCAACCUGAAAGGGGCCAGGCUGACUGUGGAGCAAGGCUGCCAUGUUCUCAACUCCCUGAGCUACUUGAGGAAUGAGAGUAUGGCCUCAGAGCUCAAUAUCGAGGACUUCUUCAGCCACCACCUCGCUGUCUACAGCAGCCCCCAGUUCAACAAGACCAUGGCCACAUUCCAAAACCUGGCGUCCCUGACCCUAAACUACAACUGCAUCUCCGACGAGCUGCUCGAGAACUUGUGUGAGAACAAUGCCAGCACCCUCUGGACCAUCAACAUCAAAUGCCACAUCCAUGACCCCCAUGGCCAGGUCAUCUGGGGCAUGUCCUGGGCCAAGCUGGCCAGGCAGGCUGUCAACCUGAAGGUGAACUUCUUCUUCGAGCGGGUCAUGAAGUACGAUCGCUUGUCCCGGAUCCUCUUGCAGGAGAUCCCCGUCAGGAGCAUCAGUCUGAGAAGCUGCUAUUUCAGUGACCCGGACUGGUCCAUGCGGCCCACUCUACUGGACCUGCUGCCCACCUUCCGGCACACUCUGCAGAAACUAACCUUUGAGUUCAACAACAACCACGAGUCACUCGACAAGGAGCUGCACCUCCUCAUCUUAUCCUGCAGAAAGCUGUUUUACUUCAAAAUCUGGGCUUUCCUUGAUGUGAAGUUUGUGGAGCGGAUUCUCAAGAGUCAGGAAGAAGGACAGUGUGCCCUGCGCACACUCAAGGUGAGAAUUUAUACUAACAGAUACGAGACAAAUGAAGAGGACAGGACGCUGCGGGAAAUUUACCGGAAGUACAGAAAGCUGAUCGACUCAGAGCUUAACUAUUUUGUCAUCGCCUACGCCAUGAUGUAA
Messenger RNA from Pipistrellus nathusii (Nathusius's pipistrelle), 1332 nucleotides. NCBI's taxonomy places the organism in Eukaryota, Metazoa, Chordata, Mammalia, Chiroptera, Vespertilionidae. The record is from the annotation of a GenBank genome assembly.